CGCCGUGUGCUCGCCAUCCCAGAGCUGUUAGAGCUCGUCUUUGUGCACCUGGAGGACGCGGACAACGCGAUGAACGCUUUGGUAUGCAAAGCGUGGUCGGAAGUCGCCCUCGACCUCCUGUGGCGCGAAGUAGACGACCUGGAGCAAGCAUUCUCACUUCUUGCUCCCAUCGUCUCGUCGCCGGAAGAGGAAGACGUGAGUGGUAGGCGAUUUAGCAGGCCCUUGGAACCCCAUGACUGGGCGCGCUUCGUGCGCUACUCGAGCCGAGUGCGCACUCUGGAGGUCGCAUCCGACGUGGGUGAGGACCGUCUCCGGGGGGCGCAAGUCUUCGACGAGAUCGCGCAGACGCGCACGUCGGCUCACCUCUUUCCGAAACUGUCGUCCCUCACAUGGGAAGCGGGUCGACUUCGCCUGUCACUCAUGCUCAUGCACGAAAACGUCAAACAAUUCGCGGUCCAUCUUACCCCAUCUCCGACAUACACCUUCGGCGUGCUGUUCCAGGACAUUGCGCUCCGCAUGCCGAAGCUUACCAAACUCGACCUUCGGUUCGAGUUCUCUGUGCGCGAAAUCGAGGACGACCUGUGCCGCCUGUAUAGCGCACUACCCAAGCUCAAGAUCGUCAUCCUGCCCAAAUUCUGCAUCACGAGCCGCAUCACCGAGACGCUCUCACGAAGCGAGCACAUCGAAGUCAUCCAGUUCGAAUUCUUCGAGCACCAGGGCUCCGGUUCAGCUGCAGACAUCACCGAGUGGGACCCAAGGCUCGCCGAAGGCGCUUUCCCUUCGUUGGAUGACCUCAGCGUGAGCGUGCACUUCCCGGCCCUCCUCCGCUUCCUGUCGGCGCCCUUCUUCCCCCGCCAUCUCCGCAAGCUCUACGUGCACUCCAUCAACCCCGAGUCCCCCGCGGCCGUGCACGAAGUGGUCGCCGCGGUCGUCUCCGCCUGCCCCCGCCUCACCGAGUUCGCGCUCGACUACGCCGGCGACCCCCACCCCUCGCCCUUCCGCGGCGGCGCCGCAGCCCCAGACGAGCAGCUCACCCUCGACACCCUCCGCCCGCUCCUCGCCGUCCCCACGCUCACCACGCUCACCGUCAACUGGGACACCCCGCUCGCGCUCGCCCCGGCCGACCUCGACGCCCUCGCCCGCGCCUGGCCCCGCCUCGAGCACCUCGAGCUCAGCGUCGCGCCCGUGCGCGCCGCCGUCGACCCCUCCGGGCCCCCGCCGCUCACGCUCGCCGCGCUCGUCCCCUUCGCGCGCCACUGCCCGCGCCUCCGCGAGCUCGGCCUCUUCCUCGCCGCCCGCGCCGCCGACGUCCGCCCCCCCACCGCGGACGCCCUCCUCCUCAGCGGCGCGGGCGUCGCGGGCGUGCGCUUCUCCCCCGCGCUCGAGUGGCUCCACGUCGGCUGCUCGCCGAUCGACGACGCCGAGGCCGUCGCGCGCUUCCUCUCGCGCGUGCUGCCCCCCGGGGUGCGGGUGAGCGUCGACGCCGGCCCGGGCGGGCGGCAGUGGGGCCGCGUCGCGGUCGAGGGCGAGGCGGACGCGCGCGCGCACGCGGCGCGGAGGGCGGAGACGGAGGCGGGGGCCGCGCGGUGGACCGAGGUCGCGCGGCUGCUGCCGCCGCUCGCGCGGGUGCGCGCGGAGGAGCGCGGGAGGCGCGCGGCGCUCGAGCGGGAGGUGGAGGAUCUGAGGAUGCGGUGCGGGGUGCUGGAGGAGCGGCGGGCCGCGGGCGCGGCGGCGGCGAUGGUGGACGAGGGGUGUGUGCUGCUGUGA
Epithele typhae is the source of this 1767-nucleotide messenger RNA. RefSeq lists its product as uncharacterized. Gene Ontology annotation, cellular component: SCF ubiquitin ligase complex. Gene Ontology annotation, biological process: SCF-dependent proteasomal ubiquitin-dependent protein catabolic process. Gene Ontology annotation, molecular function: protein binding. The record is from RefSeq and is a predicted model, not a curated record. The annotation marks the transcript as partial. Lineage: Eukaryota; Fungi; Basidiomycota; Agaricomycetes; Polyporales; Epitheliaceae. The transcript has 2 exons.